Boeremia exigua is the source of this 1528-nucleotide messenger RNA. RefSeq lists its product as uncharacterized. Gene Ontology annotation, molecular function: ubiquitin protein ligase activity; protein-folding chaperone binding. The record is from RefSeq and is a predicted model, not a curated record. Gene Ontology annotation, biological process: cellular response to misfolded protein; protein polyubiquitination; proteasome-mediated ubiquitin-dependent protein catabolic process. Bases 250 to 1179 code for a protein of 309 amino acids. Gene Ontology annotation, cellular component: cytoplasm. NCBI's taxonomy places the organism in Eukaryota, Fungi, Ascomycota, Dothideomycetes, Pleosporales, Didymellaceae. The transcript has 3 exons.
ACGCACAGCAUCGCCAUCAUGCAACGACCAAAGUGCACAUUCUUCCGCUCCGACACUUCCGUGCUGCUCACAUCAGCGCCCAUCUGGAAAGUUCCAUGCUGCCGCGGCUCUUGACGGCGCCCCACCCCCCGCGCCAACCCUCGUGCCAAUCACGCCUCGUUGACGCCGUCUCUUCCGGGCUCAUAAUCGCCCCUUCACCCUCGCCCACCCUCUUCAGGGUCAGUGUUUCUUCUCUGCUCAUCCGUCGGCAUGCCUCCUGGUAAUGAGUAUGCUGCUGAGCAGCUCAAGGCUCAGGGAAAUGCAUGCUUCAAGACUGGCGAUUACGAAGGCGCCGAGGCGUACUAUUCUCAGGCUAUCCAGAAGAACUCCAGCAAUCCGCUGCUGUUCACAAAUCGCGCCAUGGCGCGAAAUAAGCUGGAGAAGUGGGACGGUGUCAUAGACGACUGCAUCAGGAGCAUCGAGCAGCUGCCAGAGAAUAUGAAAGCGUUUCACCUGCUCUCGCAAGCCCAGCUCGCCGUAAACCACCCCAACGAGGCGCUAUCAAGUGCGCUCAAAGCCUACGAGUACUGUACCAAGUCCACACAGCAGACGACCUUCUCCAACGCCGCACUGAUCUCACAACAUGUUUUGAAGUGUAAAAAGCGCAAGUGGGACAUUCGCGAGCGGGAGCGCAUAAGGAGGCGUGGUAACCUUCUCUCCGACUUGGAGGGUAUGCUUGAGCGGGAUCAUAAAAUGGAGCUGGACGAGAUCGAUGCUCGCAUGGAGUCCGGCAACAUAGGUCACACAGAAGGCCACGAGGAGAAGGAAGAGCGCCGUCUCGAAUUUGAAAAAAAGCGCGACGACCUGCGCACCGCGUUUGCCAUCUCCGACCCUGACAACCAGGAGAAGCGCGAAGUGCCCGACUAUCUUGUCGAUGGGAUUACGUUUGAAAUCAUGCAUGAUCCAGUCGUCACGAAUAACGGGAGAAGCUAUGAGAGAGCCACGCUGAUUGAGCAUCUGAAGCGGAAUCCCACGGAUCCACUUACAAGAGAGCCGCUGAAAAUCAGUGAGCUGAGGCCAAACCUGGCGCUGAAAGAUGCCUGUCAGGAAUUCAUUGAGAGCAACAGUGGCUGGAUAUAUGAUUGUCAAGAAGGCGAAGUAGACCCCGACAGUCGUUGGGCGCAUCUGUCGCAUUGUUGAAGUAGAGGGGCCUCCAUGUUUUUGCAUUGAUUGGAGUCCCAAAUCGUCCACAUGACACAUCGAGCCUGUUCAAGCGACUGGUUUUUGCUAUAUACCCUUGCAAUACUCUUCACUCUUCAUUUUUCACAUCGCUCGACGGCUUACCGUCUCAUGCCAAUCUCCAGCUGAACAUUGCCCCUGUCUUCAAGUUUGCACGCGUGGUACAGCAGUACAACAUAUCAGGCACACCCCAAGUUUUGGCAACAACCUCGUGCUAAGUUCGGUGCCAAGUGUGCGCGAUGUCUUCGUCACAUCAUCGACGUCAACACAAGAUAUAGCAUCAUUCCUCAACUCGCUUGCUUUACAGUAC